This is a messenger RNA of Kwoniella botswanensis, 1251 nucleotides long. RefSeq lists its product as uncharacterized. Gene Ontology annotation, biological process: vacuolar acidification; proton transmembrane transport; ATP metabolic process. Bases 1 to 1251 code for a protein of 416 amino acids. The record is from RefSeq and is a predicted model, not a curated record. The transcript has 9 exons. Gene Ontology annotation, molecular function: ATP binding; proton-transporting ATPase activity, rotational mechanism. Lineage: Eukaryota; Fungi; Basidiomycota; Tremellomycetes; Tremellales; Cryptococcaceae.
AUGGUCAACGCAGACCCACGAAUCUCAGACGCUCAGCUUGCCCAGAUCAACGCGGCCGCCGCGUUCCCCUCUUACAACGAAAUCGUCCAACUCACCCUGCCCGAUGGAACCACUCGAGGGGGUCAAGUGCUCGAAGUCAGUGGUAAGAAAGCCAUCGUACAGGUGUUCGAAGGCACCUCCGGAGUCGACACCUCGGCUACUAGAAUCGCCUUCUCCGGUUCAUCCAUGAAGCUCGCUGUGUCUGAAGAUAUGUUGGGAAGAGUGUUCAACGGUAGUGGCUCCCCCAUCAACCCAUACUCCCGUAUCUACCCCGAGGAGAUGAUCCAAACGGGUAUCUCCACCAUCGACACGAUGAACUCUAUCGCUCGAGGACAAAAGAUCCCCAUCUUCUCUGCUGCUGGUCUCCCCCAUAACGAGAUCGCCGCGCAAAUCUGUCGACAAGCUGGUCUCGUGAAACGUCCCGGAGCCACUAAAGGUGUUCACGAUGGUCACGAAGACAACUUCUCCAUCGUCUUCGCGGCUAUGGGUGUGAACAUGGAAACCGCCCGUUUCUUCAAGCAAGACUUUGAGGAGUCUGGAUCUAUCUCUAACUCUACCCUUUUCGUCAACCUUGCUUCCGAUCCAACUUACGCCGAUGCUCUUCGAGAGGUAUCUGCUGCUCGAGAAGAAGUGCCCGGUCGACGAGGAUACCCUGGUUAUCUCUAUACCGAUUUGUCAACGCUGUACGAACGAGCUGGACGAGUCGAGGGCAGGAACGGAUCUAUCACUCAGGUGCCCAUCUUGACCAUGCCUAAUGAUGAGGGCCAAAUCUUCGUCGAUCGACAAUUGCACAAUCGACAAAUUUACCCUCCUAUCAACGUGCUCCCUUCUCUCUCCCGAUUGAUGAAGAGUGCUAUCGGUGAGAAGCUUACCCGAAAGGAUCACGGAGAUGUGUCCAAUCAAUUGUACGCCAAAUACGCCGUUGGUAAAGACGCUGCUUCAAUGAAAGCGGUCGUUGGUGAAGAAGCUCUCUCAGCCGAUGACAAACUCGCACUUGAAUUCCUUGACCGAUUCGAAAAGGAAUUCGUGGGUCAAGGCAGUUACGAAGCUCGAACCAUCUUUGAAUCUUUGGACAUUGCCUGGGACCUUCUUCGAAUCUUCCCCAAAGAAUCCCUCAACCGAAUCAACCCAAAGAUUCUCGCAGAGUUCUACUCUCGAAAGACCACUCGACAACCCGAGGAGAAGAAAGAGGAAAACCUCAUAGAUGCUUGA